Messenger RNA from Cyclopterus lumpus (lumpfish), 2047 nucleotides. RefSeq names its product major facilitator superfamily domain containing 4Ab (gene slc60a1b). NCBI's taxonomy places the organism in Eukaryota, Metazoa, Chordata, Actinopteri, Perciformes, Cyclopteridae. Bases 92 to 1651 code for a protein of 519 amino acids. The transcript has 10 exons. Gene Ontology annotation, biological process: transmembrane transport. The record is from RefSeq and is a predicted model, not a curated record.
AACGUACUAUUGUGAGAGCGUAACACUUGGUCGUGAGAACAUCUCGGGCAGUCGGUUUCCCUGAGGUGCAUCUACCUUUACUGUGGUCAAGAUGUUUGUGGAUGAGCGGAUCGUGACUCUAUUCAAAAGAAAUGCCCAUCACACACUGACCUAUUGGAGUGUUUUCUUCAGCUUUGGACUCUGCAUCGCUUUCCUUGGACCCACGAUUUUGGACUUGCAAUGUCAAACACAAUCCACACUUAGUCAGAUUACCUGGGUGUUCUUUUCCCAGCAGUUCUGCUUGUUGAUUGGCAGCUCUAUCGGUGGUGUUUUCAAGAGGACGUUAUUCAGUGCUCUAGCUGCCUUAUUUGUCUCUGCUCUCACCAUCUCUGUCAUAUUUGCCAUCAUCCCUGUGUGCAAUAAUGUUCUCCUGCUUGCCAUCGCCAUGGCCGUGUCCGGGUUUGCGAUGGGCAUUAUUGACACCAUCGCCAACAUCCAACUGGUGACCAUCUAUCAGAGGGAUUCGGCUGUUUUCUUACAGGCUCUUCAUUUCUUCAUUGGGUUCGGAGCCCUGGUGAGCCCACUGAUUGCCGAUCCUUUCCUCUCCGAGACGGGCUGUGGGAACCACACAGGGAACGUGACGGAGACCAUGCAUCAUUUCAGGAACAUGCUGAGGAACAGUCCGAUUGCAGAGCACAACAUAAAUCAGAGCCUCGUGCCCCACGAGGGAGGGCAAGAGGAGUCAAAUGUGCACUAUGCUUUCUGGAUCAUGGCCCUUAUCAAUCUGCCCGUGCCCAUUGCAGUCCUGUUCCUGAUGUAUCGGGAGCAACUGAUCCCAUGUUGCCCCAGCGGCACUCCUCGUCUUCUGGACAAAGAUGAACUAGCUAUGGAGAACCAGCCGGGGGCCGAGGGCUCGGAAGUGGAGCAAAAGGAACAUGAAGCUGGAGGUCACGGGGAUAUCUUCAGCUGCUGUCGGAAUGAUAACCUGCGCGGGCUGCCAAUAUCCUUCUUUAUGAUUCACAUCCUCGGUGGGAUGGUGCUCUUCAUGACCGAUGGCAUUGUGGGUGCGUAUGCCGGCUUUGUCUACACUUACGGCGUGUCACCGCCUAUGUCAUUGCCACAUAAGACAGCUGGUUACCUGGCCAGCAUCUUUUGGGCGGCGAUCACAGCCGGACGUCUUUUGUCCAUUCCACUUUCGUACCGUUUCCAGCCUGUGAGACUGCUCGUGUUUAACCUGGCCGGUGCUAUUGUUACUGUCUUGAUGCUGCUUAUUUUCUACACCAGCAACAGCUUCCUUUUUGCCGGGACCUUUUUAUGUGGGCUUUUCCUCAGCAGCAUAUUCCCCUGUAUGCUCGCCUACACUGAAGACAUCCUUGAUUAUCAGGGGUGUGCAACGUCAGUGCUGGUGACAAGUGCAGGGAUGGGAGAGAUGGUGAUGCAGGUUGUGGUUGGCUCAAUUAUCCAGACUGAAGGCAGCUACAGCUUCCUGCUGUGCGGAAUGAUAAUCGCCUGCCUUGGUUUUAUCUUCUUCAUCGGUCUCCUGCUGUUCCAUCGAAUGCACAGAAAUUACCUCACAGGAACAAAGAAAAAGUCAGCCAUGGUGGAGGAGCGGGCAAGAGAGCAGAAUGGAUCGGCCCAAACCGAGCAGAAACAGGAGCCGGGGAGCAGCUGAGAGGGGAAGCAGCUGUGUUUUGUCCUUUAGUGGCUACUGUAGGAGAUGAACUAUUACAACAAUUUAUCUUCAGAGAUAUUUUACCAAAGCCUAGCAAAAUAAACGUUGUGCUGUGUUAUUGUUGUUGUGCUGGAAAUGACAAAUGGACGCCAAGUAGAUGGUGUGCUACUGUUAGCGGUUAUAGUUCAAACUCUUCGAAUUCUUUUUCUUCUGUUAAUCAAAAAGACAGUGUUCAUCAAAUUGGGGAUUGUUGUGGUGUUUUACAUUUCAUCAAGGUGUGAAAUCUUCGAUCUUCGAUACAAGGAUUAUGAUUACCAGUAGCAUACUUUUUUAAAAUCUGUUUCAAUGGUUUUCUCUUUGUCGUUUAUUUUUUAAUCUUUUGUUUUCAUAUUGUUU